Messenger RNA from Leishmania braziliensis MHOM/BR/75/M2904, 1137 nucleotides. RefSeq names its product putative protein kinase. The transcript has a single exon. Gene Ontology annotation, cellular component: nucleus; cytoplasm. Bases 1 to 1137 code for a protein of 378 amino acids. Gene Ontology annotation, biological process: intracellular signal transduction; protein phosphorylation. NCBI's taxonomy places the organism in Eukaryota, Euglenozoa, Kinetoplastea, Trypanosomatida, Trypanosomatidae. Gene Ontology annotation, molecular function: MAP kinase activity; ATP binding. The record is from RefSeq and is a predicted model, not a curated record.
AUGCAGGAGUCAAACACCCUCAUAUUUGACGUGCCAGACGCGUUCCAGGUGGAGUCCAUCAUCGGCCAAGGCGCGUACGGGGCGGUCUGCAAGGCUCUCUUCUGCGAUGACCAGAUCGCAGUGAAGAAGAUCCCGCACUACUCGCGCACCGAAGACGCGGCGCGCCGGGUGCUGCGCGAGAUUGAAAUUCUGCAAAACCUUCAGUUCUGCGAGCAGGUAGUUGGCUGCCGCCUUUUCUUCCGACCCAAGAGCGAGGAGAAAGACGUGUACGUGGCGAUGGACUACAUUCCGUCAGACCUGUCGUCUGUCAUCAAGAACGGCGCCAUCACACUCGACGAGAGCGUCGUGCGGUACAUCACGUGCCAACUCCUGCUGGCGCUGCGCGCACUGCACCGCUGCAACGUGCUGCACCGCGACGUGAGCACCCGCAACAUUCUGAUCCACUACAACUCGCAGGUGUUUCUGUGCGACUUCGGGCUCAGCCGCUUCUUGGACCCGGAUGAGCAGCUCAGCUUCGGUGUUGUGACGCAGUGGUACCGCGCCCCGGAGAUCAUCCUCGACGCGGCUUACAGCUACGCGAGCGACGUGUGGAGCGUUGGCGUCAUUCUCGGUGAGCUGCUGCUGCGCCGCCACCUGUUCCCUGGAAAGACGAAUGACUCCGCGAACCAGCUGCAGCUCAUCUUUCACCUGGUUGGCACACCCUCCAAGGAUAUCUUCGACGCUGAUCGCUCCUUCGGCCGCGCCAGCCAGAAUGCCAAGAAUUACGCGCUGGCUUACAUCGAGCACCGCCCGUGUCCGUCUACGCUGGUGAAUCUCUUGUCCACCGCGCCGGCACUGCACCACUCGACUAUCGCAGCGGUGCCACCGCAGGCAGUGCAGCUCGCUCAGCAACUUCUGCGCUUCGACCCAGCUAAGCGACCGAGCGCUGAUGAGGCCCUGCGACACCCGUGGUUUGAUCCGUGCCGCGCCUUCAUUGAUGAGGUGGUGCAGCACCAGGACGUAGAGGAGAUCCCGGUGUUCACGCAGACGCAGAACAUGAACCUGGAAGAGCUAGUCAAGCGCAUCGAGGAGGUGGUGCCGGUCUUCUCUGAGGAUCUGCUCGUGGAGGACGACAGUGCUGCCGCGAACAGUGCUUAG